This is a messenger RNA of Nerophis lumbriciformis (worm pipefish), 1080 nucleotides long. Its product is annotated as odorant receptor 131-2-like. Gene Ontology annotation, biological process: G protein-coupled receptor signaling pathway; detection of chemical stimulus involved in sensory perception of smell. Gene Ontology annotation, cellular component: membrane. The record is from RefSeq and is a predicted model, not a curated record. NCBI's taxonomy places the organism in Eukaryota, Metazoa, Chordata, Actinopteri, Syngnathiformes, Syngnathidae. Gene Ontology annotation, molecular function: odorant binding; olfactory receptor activity; G protein-coupled receptor activity.
AUGGAGCAGCAGAAGACAAAGCAGGAAGACGCCACAACCAUCAACGUGUGCCAGAGGGCGAUUGUAGAAACGGGCUGCUGUGACACAGGCCACGCCCACUUUAGUCCCGCUAUGGCGCCAAGCAGACACCACAGAACGAACAGCCCGAGAUGUUCGCUCUGCUUCAACAUGAAGGCGCAGUCGUACAAUUUGACCGUGGUUGUGGGGUACCGAGACCCGUUUUUCAACGUGGUCAUCAAAAAUGUUCUAGUGCUGGUCCUCGGCCUGCUCAUCAACUACAUCAACAUCAGCCUCAUGCACACCUUCUGCAAGCACCAGAUGUUCUACACCAACCCUCGCUACAUCCUCUUUUUCCACCUGGUGCUGAACAACGUGAUCCAAGUGAACUUGACCCUGGUGCUCUUCUUUGUCAGCUACAUCGUCUACACAAUCAACACGGCCGUUUGUGCAACUUUGAUCCUGCUGGCCGUCUUCACCACUCAGAAUGCUCCUCUCAAUCUGGCGUGCAUGGCGGUCGAGUGCUACAUCGCCGUGUGCCUGCCACUGCAGCAUGCCCGCCUCUGCACUGUCAACAGAACUCUCAUCAUUAUCCUUCUGAUCUGGACCAACAGCUUGAUCUCGGUUCUGCCUGACCUCUUCAUCACCUUAGCCACCGAGCCGCUCGACUUCUUCUCUUCCAGAAUGUUCUGUUCGCGAGAAAAUGCCUUCCCUAAUCCUCUAAUAGCCCUGAAGCGGGACAGCAUCUACGCCGUGUACCUGAUCCUGGUCUGGUUUGUCCUCUUUUACACAUACUUUAUGAUUCUCUGCACUGCCCAAAAGGCCAGCAAGGACGGCAAGAAGGCCCGGAUGACCAUCCUGCUACACAGCGUCCAGGUUCUCCUGUGCAUGACCACGUAUGCCGCGCCGAUGGUCAAAACCUCUAUAAAGACCUUGUCCCCCAAGAACCACAUUGACUCUGUCUUCGCUUGCUACAUCAUCGUACAGAUACUACCUCGUGCCAUCAAUCCUGUCAUCUAUGGCGUUCGAGACAAAUGUUUGAGUAAGUACUUCAUGCGCCAAGUGAGCUGCAAGAGCGUUUAG